GGCAGCAGCUGAUCUGUGUGACCUCACACUGGACACGUUCAGACGACACUGAGCAUGAAAAUGUUGAGGGAAACAGAAGAUGCAACCAGUGACAGAAAGCUGAUAAAGUCUCAGGUGGAGAAACGCCGAAGGGAGAGAAUGAACCGCAGUCUGGAACGUCUGAGGAACAUGUUGAUUCAGGAAGCUCAAAUACUGGGCGGGACUCAGCACAGAGUGGAGAAAGCUGAGAUACUGGAGCACACAGUCCUCUUCCUGCAGGACACAGCCAGAAGAGACCAAACCAGGGCUGCAGGUGGGGGCCACAAACCGCCCUUCCAAGACGGCUUCUCCACCUGCCUGCAGAGAGCUGCCCAGUUCCUGGGACCUGACGGGAAAGGUCUGUGGCUGCGAGCAGCACUGAAUGCUACUUUUGCUGCUCGCUUUGCCCGUCCUGAUCCGGAUCCUGGUGUCAUCCAGUGGAGCGCUGAAGCCCACUCCUCCACCGCUCUGCUGCAUGUGAAGUCCUCCCAGUCCAUUCUGCAGCUACUGAGGCUAAAGACCCAGCGUAGACUGCAUGCACGUACCCUCAGUGUGAACAAUGUGCCUUAUCCUGUCCAGCUUCCAGUGCCACAGGGAGUCCCCAAACUUCCACAAAGUCCCCAGAGACAAGAUCAUCUUGAAACCAGCGUAGAAAGAAGAGCGACCAAGCAGAAUCAGUCCCAGAGCCCCUCAGUCAGCCAGACUUUGUGGAGGCCAUGGCCCUGAUCGCUGCAUUUGAAAAAUUAACUU
Messenger RNA from Thalassophryne amazonica, 768 nucleotides. It is a transcript of the gene her7, whose product is annotated as hairy and enhancer of split related-7. NCBI's taxonomy places the organism in Eukaryota, Metazoa, Chordata, Actinopteri, Batrachoidiformes, Batrachoididae. Bases 55 to 744 code for a protein of 229 amino acids. Gene Ontology annotation, cellular component: nucleus. Gene Ontology annotation, molecular function: protein dimerization activity; DNA-binding transcription factor activity, RNA polymerase II-specific; RNA polymerase II cis-regulatory region sequence-specific DNA binding. Gene Ontology annotation, biological process: regulation of transcription by RNA polymerase II; anterior/posterior pattern specification; regulation of neurogenesis. The transcript has 3 exons. The record is from RefSeq and is a predicted model, not a curated record.